UCAAAGGGGGCAAAAGAAAAGGAAAGAAGAGAGAAACCACCCCAAAACCAGAAGAAACCCUCUUCUCGUCUUCCCCCCGCCCGCCUCCCUCGUCCCUACGGCCUUCUCCUCCUUCUCCCCGGCGCCGGCGGCAAAUUCAAGCUCGCGAGCUCGCAACCGUGAUUGGCUCGAUCUUAACCGUGCAGGCAGCGCAGCUUUCUCUAGGGUUUUAGAAGGUCCGUGGCGGCGCGGAGUUUGCGGGGAGCGCCUUCGUGAUGGCGGCCAUGAAGGCGGAACUGACUGCCGGCGGCGGCGGCGACUCGUUCACCGAGGAGAGGCUCUCCGGGAAGCUCGCUAAGCUCAGCAGCUCAGCGGCGAGCAUCCAGACACUUUCGAAUUGGUGCAUUUUUCACCGGAAGAGAUCUAAAAGGAUUGUUGAUACAUGGGAGAGGCAGUUUAAUAAUGCAACAACAGAUAAGAAAGUAUCGUUCCUGUAUCUAUCAAAUGACAUCCUGCAAAAUAGCAAACGCAAGGGAGGAGAAUUUGUGAAUGAGUUCUGGAGGGUUCUUCCUGGGUUACUAAAAGAUUUCUAUGAAAAUGGGGGAGAGCAUGGAAAGAAAGUGGUGGCAAGAUUAAUAGGGAUUUGGGAUGAGCGGAAGGUUUUUGGAACACGUGGUGAAAGUCUGAAAGACAUGCUUGGUGACAACCCUCCUACAUUGGAUAACAAUGGCACCAGUUCAAAUCCUUCCUUCAACCCUUCUUCAAUUUCCAAAUCUGCUCAGAAGGAUUCCAGUACAACAAUAAAAAAACUGGCUGUUUGUGGGAUGGCUGAAAAGAUUGCAACUGCAUACCAGUCUGUCCUUGUUCAGGAAGAAGACACAGCUUUAAACAAAUGUAAGACUACCGUGAGUGUUUUGGAGAAGAUGGAUAAAGGUAUAGAUGAUGCUUGUACCAAUGAUAGUCAGCAAACAUCAUCAUUGAUUUGCAACCUUCAAGAACAGGAAGCAAUCCUGAAGCAGUGUAUUGAGCAACUUGAAAGUGUUGACGCGGCUAGGAUAACCCUGAUCAAUCAACUAAAAGAAGCCCUCAGUGAACAGGAAACAAAGUCAGAGCUUCUUCGCAAUCAGUUGCAAGUUGCUCGAGCAGAGACCGAACACACUGUGCAACUAAGACAAAGAUUCAGUGCUGCCCAUGUCACAAAUGGAACAGGGUAUAGUUCUAGUCCACUCAUGACUGCAUUUCCGUCAGAACAAACUGCUCCCAUGAUGCAGAAUGCAGCAAUAAGGCCAAUAUCUCCCCAGUUUCCACCGCAUCUUGCAACCUCACUUCCUGCCACAUCCAGUGCUGCAGUGGAUGAGUCCAAGAAAAUAGCGGCGGCUAUGGCAGAUAAGCUUGCAUCUUUGUCAUCUAAAGAGCAGGUGCUCUCCUCCAUUUUGGCGUCCCUUGCUGCUGAACAAGCUGCUUCCAAGAAUGGUGGCUCGCCUUCGGUAGAGCUCUCCACAGGUCCCCCAGGCUUCGCCGUACCAAAGAGGCCUGAAGUUGAGAAUCCAUCGUUUUCCCCUGCAAUGUGUGCUCCCUCCUUCUUUGGACAAUUAUCACAGGCACAACAGAUUGGCGCACCACCUUCCUCCCUUGGAGGCCCACGGUUGUCGACACAGGCUAACCAGGCACCAGACUUUGCAAUACCAAAGAGGCCUAAACUUCAGAAUCCAUCAGAGGGCGGUGAUAUGUGUGCUCCCCCCUUCUUUGGACAAUUAUCACAGCCACAACAGAUUGGAGCAUCACCUGCCUUCUUUGGAGGUACGCAGCCGUUGACACAGGCAAACCAAGCACCAAGUUCAUUUGCACCAGCUCCCCUUCCAUUUCCACCUGCGCCGCCGACACCUCUGCAUCCAUUCAGUCAAAAUGCUGUAUUCGCUAUGGGAGGAACUUUCGGGAUGAUGACCAGCUCCAUGCCACCUCAACUGCACAACAUGCUACCACCAGGUUUUCCAAGUCCGAGUGGACCACCUGUUUCAGCAGCGCAGGAUCAGAGCCAGACCCAGCAACAGCCGUCUCCACAGGCACUGCAACAAUCUCCAACACCAACUGGAUUCGUUCCAACAUCAGGCAUUGGGAUCUUCCCUCCGGUUCAGGUGCAGCAAUCACCGCCGGCCCAGCAGCAAUGAUCAUCACAAUCGUGAGGACUAAAAGGGCAGCACCUGAUGUGCUAAUCUGUAUAUUAAGACAUGAUCCCAGAGUGUUAAGCAAUUAUUAGUUGGCAGGCUUGCAGGCAAAUAAGCAUGACUAUCAAUGGCUAUGAAUUGGAAAGGUUGUAGAAUAGGCCUGCGGGUUGUAAGAUGUAUACCUGUUCCUUUUUGGUAUAUGGAGUUUGUUUAACUCUUCCUGGUCAUGUGAAGUAGUUAGACUCUUAUUUAUUUAUUUUGUUGUAGCUCCUUGAAUUGUCCCAAGGCAAACAAACGUUGAGUUGCUGCCCAAAAGAUGCAACAUACUUUGGGCUCAUCAACUUGAGGACUACCAGUGGCUUUGGAACAAAGCUUAUAGUCUCAUAGAUGAUUUAAUUAUACAUGUGGACUGCAAAUACCUAUCCUAUUUUUGUA
Brachypodium distachyon (stiff brome) is the source of this 2579-nucleotide messenger RNA. RefSeq names its product proline-rich protein 36. Gene Ontology annotation, biological process: mRNA 3'-end processing. The transcript is spliced from 8 exons. NCBI's taxonomy places the organism in Eukaryota, Viridiplantae, Streptophyta, Magnoliopsida, Poales, Poaceae. Gene Ontology annotation, cellular component: RNA polymerase II, holoenzyme. The record is from RefSeq and is a predicted model, not a curated record. Gene Ontology annotation, molecular function: RNA polymerase II complex binding. The coding region runs from base 255 to 2147 and encodes 630 amino acids.